UUUUACCGAAAUAACUUUCAAUGGCUCAGUCAGUUGAGCCAAAAUCCAGCCUACUGAAAAAUCUGCUGAUUGAACCAAAAACAACGAUCUCUAAAUCAAAACAAAAGCAAACUAUUCCAUCGAUAUUAUUCCAACCUCAGUAUCACUACACAUAUUAUCCACCAGCUCCAUGGCACAUACUAUUGCACUCAUCAUUGGGAAAGCGAUCUCAUUUUAAAAGUAAAGAAUAUAUCCCACAGUCGGAUAUUUUCUGGAUGCGACAUCAGACUGGAGAUCACAGUUUUUGAUUUUCCAAAGAACAUUUACAGUAGAACAUGUUUAUAUGCAUAUUAUAUUAUAGUAGUUCAUGUUUUGUGUACCAUUUUCUUUUUUUGCGCCAUAACAAACUGCUUUGAAACUGAACUUUUUGAGCUACGUUGACAUUUUCUUACCUGAUUCAUUUAAUUGGAACACUUUAUAGUUAAUUUCCAAGAAAAAUUUUAAAGUAUCAAAUUUCAAAAAAAAAACGCGGCUUCCCUAUUCCCUAAUUCUUGCAACGUGCCCUGCCAUCGACUCUUUCCCCUCUUGCACUUCCAAAUCAAUCAUUUUCCGCUGUUAAUCAGUACCAAUCAACCACCAUGGUAAGUUUCUUCCAAUCUCCAAAUGUUUAGGCUCUUUUUCAGAGUUUUGAUGAAAUUGACAAGACUUUCGGAACCAAGAACCGCGAUCAAGGAUAUGAUUUGCUCAAAACGCGACUCGACAAAGGUGAUCGUUUGGUGGAAAUCUUGUGAAGACCUACUCAAGUUUGCUGAAGAAGCUGUCCAGAAGAAUCCAAACCAUUUCAAGGCAUUGAAGUGGAAUGCUGUGUUGACUGGACAAGCGACCGAAUAUAUGGCAACGAAAGAAAAGUUGGAAUGUAGUAAGAAGUUCAAGGAAUUGCUCGACAAAGCUCUUGCUAAGGAGCCAAAGGAUACGGCUCUUCUCCAUUUGCGUGGCCGCUACAAGUACUCGGUGGCAUCUCUGACAUGGCUUGCGAAGAAGCUUGCUGUCACGUUCUAUCAGCAACCACCAUCACAUUCUUAUGAAGAGGACAACGAGGAUUUCCUGGCUGCUUUUAAGGUCAAUCCAAAAUGGAUGAGAACACCUUUUAUCUGUCCAAAUGCUACGUGGCAAUUAAAGACACGAACAAUGCCCACAAGUACCUCACUGAAGUGUGCGACAUCGAACCGUAUCCCGACGCUGAACAGGAGUUUGUCGAUGAUGCAAAGAAGAUGUUAUCUAAGCUUUAAGCUUAUUCAGUUUCCACAUGAAAAGUCGAGCCAGAACAUUUAAAUAGCAUCCACAAAUGCGUUCUUGUAUUGUAGAAAUGUAGAAAAUAAAACGUUUGAAAAUGUA
Molecule: messenger RNA, 1374 nt
Organism: Caenorhabditis elegans
Lineage: Eukaryota; Metazoa; Nematoda; Chromadorea; Rhabditida; Rhabditidae
Gene: T23B3.8
Product: Ovule protein
Exons: 4
Coding region: 21-287 (88 amino acids)
Source: RefSeq, marked reviewed